Molecule: messenger RNA, 1757 nt
Organism: Alosa alosa (allis shad)
Lineage: Eukaryota; Metazoa; Chordata; Actinopteri; Clupeiformes; Clupeidae
Product: tripartite motif-containing protein 16-like
Molecular function (GO): protein binding
Source: RefSeq, a predicted model, not a curated record
AGAUGUUGUCUUCUAGCUUCGUAAAGCGUUUGUAACCUACUCAAGAAGAAUGGCAGAGGCGAUAUCAUGUAAUCAAGAACUUUUUACAUGUCCUAUUUGUUUGGAUCUGCUGAAAGAUCCAGUGACUAUUCCCUGUGGACACAAUUACUGCAUGGGCUGCAUUAAGGGCUGCUUGGAUCAGGAAGAUCAGAAGGGAGUCUACAGCUGCCCCCAGUGCAGACAAAUGUUCACUCUAAGACCUGUUUUAAACAAAAAUAAUGUUUUUGCUGAGCUUGUGGAACAAUUCAGGAAGACCAGAAUCCAAGCUGUUGCUCCUCCUGUUGAAUAUGCUGGUCCAGGGGAGGUGGAAUGUGAUCUCUGUACUGGAAGAAAACUAAAAGCUGUGAAGUCGUGUCUGGACUGUCUGUUGUCUUAUUGUGAAACUCACUAUAAAGUUCACAACGAUGUCAAUCCUGGACGAAAACACAAGAUGAUUGAUGCCACAGGUCAGCUACAGGAGAGGAUCUGCGCCCAACAUGAGAAGCCUCUGGAGAGUACAGAACAAACUUGUGUUUGUUUUCUCUGCAUGGUGGAUGAACACAAAGGUCAUGACACUGUGUCAGCAUCUGCAGGGAGAAAGGAGAAACAGACAUACCUGAGAGAGACCCAGAGGUCAUUUCAGCAGAGACUCCUGGAGAGAGAGAAGAAGCUGCAGGAGCUGAGGAAGGCUGUGGAGACUCUCAAGUGUUCUGCACAGACAGCAGUGGAGGACAGUGAGAAAAUCUUUACUGAGAUGAUCCGCACCAUUGAGAGAAGGCGCUCUGAGGUGACAGAGCUGAUCAGAGCUCAGGAGAAGGCUGAGGUGAGUCAGGCUGAAGGACUCCUGAAGCAACUGGAGCAGGAGAUUGCUGAGCUGAAGAGGAGAGAUGCUGAGCUGGACCAGCUUUCACACACAGAGGAUCACAUCCAUUUUCUCAAGACUUUCCAGUCAGUGAGCAACACACCUGAGACUACAGACGUAUCCAGCAUCUGUGUUAACCAAGGCCUCUCUUUUGAGGCUGUGAAGAAAUCUGUCUCCUCGCUAAAGGGGCAGCUGGAGGAUUUCUGCAAAGAGGAAGUCAUGAAGAUUUCUGCAGCAGUGACUAAUGUCCAGGCUAUUUUGCUUUUGGAACCUACAACCAGAGAGGAAUUCUUACAUUACUCCUGUCACUUCUCUCUGGAUCCAAACACAGCAAACAGAAACCUCCAUCUGUCUGAUGAUAACAUGAGAAUGGAGGGGAGAGACGAGCUCCAGUCAUAUCCUGAUCAUCCACAGAGAUUCCCUGUGUGGUGGCAAGUGCUGUGUAGUGAGGGUGUGUCUGGACGCUGCUACUGGGAGGUUGAGUGGAGUGGGGUGGUUUAUAUAGCAGUCUCGUAUAAAAGCAUCAGCAGGAAAGGAAGGGGUGAUGAAUGUAAGUUCGGUUGUAAUGAUCAGUCCUGGAGGCUGAGACUCACCAGCUCUGACUCCUCAUUCUGGCACAGUAAUAAUGAGACUAAACUCCCUCUGGUGGCCAGCUCCAGAAUAGGAGUGUAUGUGGAUCACAGGGCAGGAACUCUGGCCUUCUACAGCAUCUCCGACUCAAUGACCUUACUGCACAGAGUCCAGACCACAUUCACUCACACACUCUACCCUGGGUUUAUGGCUGGCACUAAAUCAUCAGUGAAGCUGUUGUAACUUGAAAAUAUAGAUGCUGUAAACACAUGCAUUUCACCCAUCAAUCACGUUUAACCAUCACUAG